UUAAGACUGUUCGUGAGUGUAUAUUCAAAGGGAGAGAAAAGCCCAUUUCAAUGAUGUCAACAGAAUGCGUUCAGCCCCUUGAUAUCCCAGAAGACAGACUGGACAAGCGAGAUUCACACUGUAACCAUUUAGCAGAAGAUCUUUCAGAGCAGCUGAUUAAGAGCUGUGACCUCAAAAAGAAACCAAGAAAAAGUAAAACCAUCCCAGCUUCCCAAAGCACUGAACAGGAACAAAAAAAGCCAAGGAGAAAGGAUACACCGGCUUUACAUACCCCACCACCUCUGACAGGCAUACUCUCAGACUUUUCUGAUAACCUGCUGAAAAGGUAUGGCAUCACAGAGAAGCCACAGAAGGAGAGAGUGAGUCCAGGCUCUCAGAUCACCGAACUGGAGCAGAAAAAGCCCAGGAGAAAAGAUACGCCUGCAAUACACAUCCCACCCUUGAUAAUAGGCACUAAGCUGCUUACAGAAGACAAGCAAACAGUGAUUAUGGAAGAUGAAGAAAAGGAUGGAGACACAAUCCCCAGUUAAGAUUACAGUGGUAGUUCCAAUAAUGCUGUGUAAAUAAUUCUGGGUCAUUCAAAGUGGCAGCACAUAGAAAAAAAAGUCCUUUCAUUUUUAUAAAUAAUAAUUUUCUCAAGCAUGCACUUGAAUUGAAAUAAUCUUCAAGUGCUUAUCAGCAUCUCAUGAAAUCCCAGCAAUCAUCAUAAGGGAUGAUGACAGAAAUUUCACUUACGUGUGGGGUUGGAAGGAUUCUUUUGGCUUGCUAGAAGCAGCUUCCCAGGAUUUUUGUCACUGAGGAAUCUAGCAGUGUCGUGAUGAGGGUUAACAUAAAAGACACUGCCAAGCCAGUGUACCUGGAACUAGAUACUAGAGCAGUUGGUAGCACAGAGCAGUAAAAUAUCAAUUAAUGAUUCAAACAGCAUUUUUCUCCUGACAUUUUACCUCAUUGUCCAGCUUUCCUCUGCUGGAGUAACACUGACAGCAGUGAAAAUUCCCACAUGCAAAGCCAAUGGGAUAGAUGGAAAAGGUGAGAGGGCAGGAAUCUUGAGUCCCUGAAAUGCAAAGGAAACACUUCUGCCUGUAUCCUCCCGUGACUUGUGUUUGUGAGGAGAAAAAAAUAGAUUUACUGUAGAAUGAAAACAUACAGCUAAGAGCUGUCAGCAAUGGCACAUCAAACAGGACGGAGGGCAGAGCUCUCAGAAGAGAAACAUAUGGGAAGUGCAACGCUUGCCUGUUACACCAGUGUAGACUAUUGAUUUUUUUUCUUUCAAAGGUUGUAUUCCUGGGUUGGUGAAAGAUAAGCUAGUUUGAUAGUUGAUCCUUUCACUCCAUACUUUUUCUGUUGACAUCUGCUUUUUAAACUGAGUUCUAGGUUGUCAGCUAGGAGGGGCUCUAAAGAUUAAAAAUCACAGUGGCAGAGUAAAAAUUGAGUAAAAGGAAUAGUGUUACUCAAUGUACUACAAGGUGGAACACCACCACGCUUUAUUUUUAAUAGUUUACCUCAUUGAUUCAAUCAAGAAUUGUCUUCACAGCCAGCUACAGCCUUCAGCAUCUGUACAAACAGAGACUGACACUUGUAGAAUAUCAUACAAAAUAGGUAGAGCUGGCUAGUUUUGUGCUUACCUUAGUAGUUCUGUGCUAGAUGGAGCAGCACUGCCGCCUGGCCCCUUAGGGACCUCAGCAGAGAGGUUAAAGAUUAACUAGCCUGGCAGACUGAAUUUAGUCAUCUUUUAACAGCCUUAGGCAGACAGCUGAGGAGCACACUAGUUUGGACUUCAUCUGCCACGGUGACUGACCCAGCACCUUUCACAAGAAUGCAGUCCAUUUGCAGAUACUCAGCUUCAAGAUGUAACCAACAAGCUUAUAAUAAAUGAUCUUGUAUUAAAGUGUAUGAGAGGCCAGCUAUAUUAUUAAUGGGAUGCCUGAUACCUAGGAAGCGUACUAUUUUUUUUUUUAAUCCUGUUAAUCUGUCAGUGAGCUGAAAUUUUAAAUAUAAUCAAUCAAUAGUUCAUGUAACAACAUUCAUGCAAGGUACACAAUAAAGUAUGUCACAGCAAGUACAUGACAAGAAAUAAGUGCAAUUUGAGUCUAGCUUUACCAGUGAAGUUGGUGAAUAUUUUCAGUGCACAGUAUGGCAAAAGUGAGAGUGUGGGGGCCUGAGAAGAUUCAAAUGAACAUCAGCAAUGGAUUAGCUGUGAAAAUGCACGUGUUUAGACAUGAAGGCCCUUAACAACACAAGGCAAGAGCACAAAUAGGAUGUAACCAACUCCACUGCUCUGAAGAGGAUUUGUUCCCAAGCCUGGAAAAUGCUGACACAGCUUAA
Molecule: messenger RNA, 2325 nt
Organism: Athene cunicularia (burrowing owl)
Lineage: Eukaryota; Metazoa; Chordata; Aves; Strigiformes; Strigidae
Gene: PPP1R17
Product: protein phosphatase 1 regulatory subunit 17
Exons: 5
Coding region: 51-530 (159 amino acids)
Biological process (GO): regulation of phosphatase activity
Molecular function (GO): protein phosphatase inhibitor activity
Source: RefSeq, a predicted model, not a curated record